GCUGUGUGAAAUUAUCAGUAAACGAUAAAUAAAUAUACUGAACCAAAAUAUGUGUAAUAGAUAGUAAUAUCUAUUUCAUUCUGGUUAUGAAAAUAAAAUCAAACUAUAGAUGGACAAUAAUAAUGGCAUGGAACCAACAUCAUCUAGUAGUAUAACAGAAUCGAUUUUUCUUCGUGUGGCCAAGACUACUCUACUAGCAGCUCUCGUCUAUUUUGUGCUGUACUACCCCUUAGGCGACCCGUUUUUAGAAUGCAAGAGCUGUUCUUCUUCGUCAUGUCAGGAGUGCUCUACACUGUGUUGCCUAUACUGGAUGACUAUACGUGCUGCUUGCAAUACCAUAGAAACCACAAAAAUAGUUAUGCGAAAAAUAUUGGAUAUUUUAUAUGAUUGCAAACUAAGGCUGUACAUUCUGUUGGAGACGUUGGACCAUGACGACUUCUGUGCCGUGUGCCGUAUUAGUACCUCCGCGGCGAUGAACACGGACCACAGUAGAGUCCCACAAAAGUGCAAGUGUGGAAGAAACUGCUGCAGAAGAAGAACCUUUAAAAAUGAACCUUAAAUUUUUUAUAUACUAUUAAGUUCAUAAUAUAUUUGAGGCAAUGCUGAAAUUCUCGUAAAUAGCUAAAGAUGUUUAAAGUAUUUUAUAUGUUGAAUUUUGAUUGUUAAUGUUUUUCGUAACCGUUUAUUAAAAUUUCGGAAAAUCUGUUA
Messenger RNA from Aricia agestis (brown argus), 708 nucleotides. RefSeq lists its product as uncharacterized. The transcript is spliced from 6 exons. NCBI's taxonomy places the organism in Eukaryota, Metazoa, Arthropoda, Insecta, Lepidoptera, Lycaenidae. The record is from RefSeq and is a predicted model, not a curated record. Bases 110 to 559 code for a protein of 149 amino acids.